Molecule: messenger RNA, 2632 nt
Organism: Zingiber officinale
Lineage: Eukaryota; Viridiplantae; Streptophyta; Magnoliopsida; Zingiberales; Zingiberaceae
Product: GDSL esterase/lipase At5g45920-like
Exons: 10
Coding region: 1838-2476 (212 amino acids)
Molecular function (GO): hydrolase activity, acting on ester bonds
Source: RefSeq, a predicted model, not a curated record
GGUACAUCGCCGUCUCCUCAUCCAUAGUGUUUCUAUCCUCGUUGAUUUCUCGAUACCGUCGCUUCCCUCACUUUCCUCCGUCUCGUUUUCUCCCUCCACUCUUUAGGGGCUGCUUCUUGCUCUCCAAUGGCUCCCAGGAGUGCUGUUAGUGGCCAUUUGUUGAGUGCGCUGACGCCACGUUUGCAGAAAUCCUCACGCUGCCUAUCAAAUGAAAGUUUUGCCAAUGUUUAUCAUGGACUUCUAGCAGAAGAGAACAAAAAAUGAGGCCCCUGCAUGCAUAUGGUUUAUUUGGGGGUAAAAAGGACAAGAAUGAAUGAAAAUGAGGUCACUGGAUUGUUGUGUUAAUGUUGCUGUAUUUGAGAAAUUUAAAAGGCGGUUGUCAUAUUGUCUGCUCAACCAUUAAUUUUAAUUUUCAAGGAUUCAAUCAUAUGCAUUUACUGCUUAGUUACACUCAAGUUAUAGUUUAAGCUCUCCAACUUAAAUUAACUCAUACAAGUUUUGAAAAUAAUAAAUGCAAUGCUUAAUGAAUUGAAGGAAAAAAUCAGGACACGACAGUGAAAAAUCUCCUGUCUUUUAUGGUUUUUCUUUACCUCUUGGACACAAUAGUGAACAUGUCUAGUUAUAAUUUUCCUUUCCUCUUCACACUAGUGAGUUUGGGUUAAGCCUCUUCUCUCAACUUUUUGGAGACAAUCUGGAACCGUCACAGUAAUUCUUGUGCUUUGAUAAGCAGGGGAUCAUCGUGGUCAAUGGCAUUCUACUGUUCAAUGAUUUGGCUAUGCUAUUGCUCUUGAUAUCUGCCAUCAAACAGGGCUAUGCUUAUGCUCUUCCUUCUCCUUGUCUUCUUUUGAAUGGAUUGUAAUGAUAUGUUACUUUGGAAUCCAUGUACACCAUCAUCUUUGAUUGCCUACCAGGAAAUUAUCCUGGCUGUUGCAACAAUGUUAGCUGUGGCAACUUCCUUGACUUAUGUAAUCAUUGCUCAUCAAGAUAGCAAGUGGCAUUAAAAUUCUUCUCUCAUUUUUGUUGCUGAUCCAGGCUAUAUCUUUGUUCUAAAUUUCCUGCCAUGUCAUCCCAUGCCAUCUGGGUCUUCCCAUAGUCCAAGCGAGGCCAACCAUCUGGAAAACCUUGGUCAGUCUUGACCUAAGCAAGUGAGGUCUUGUUUCUAAGGUUCUGUAUUACAUUCUUACUUUCCAAAAUUAGGAGUGGAUCCUCUAUUGUUUCUAGCACUCAUUUGCAAUAUUUUUAGCACAAUCAGAAACCUGCUUGUUCUUUUGUAACUCUUCCUUUCUCAUUUACUCUUUCUAUAUUUUCCCUUGUAUCUCAUUGUAAAUAUGUUGUGAACUUGAAGAGUGUGUCUGGUUCAACUUGACAUUGUAUUUGUAUUAUAGGCAGGUAUUCUGGGAAACAUGCAGAAUUUGUUUGAGACUGUUAAGAAAGCACAAAUGGUAGCUCAAGUAGAAGCCGUUCAAGUACAGAACGAGCUUGAAGCGUAUGAACCAUCUACUACUUUCCCUAGUUUUCUGUUUUCUUGUGAGCUUUUACGCUUGUCCUUUCCCAUUUCUUUUGUAGAGCGGAAUUUGAUGGCUAUUGUGAAGGUGAGUUAAUAAAGGCAACACUUUCUGGGAAUCAGCAACCAAUAUGCAUUGAAAUCACAGAGACUGCCAUGGAGUUUGGGCCUGAAGUUUUCAAACUUGGAGAAAGCUGCUUGUUCUGGGUUUCAAUUAUUGCAUUCUUCAUGUUUCUUGAACCUCAUGAUCUUAGUGUAAGGAGCUCUCCUUGUUGGUGACAGAAGCAUACAUGGCCGCCCAUUGGAAAAGCGUUCAGAAGGUGGCAAUAGUUGAUGUUGUCGCGUUCGGAGGUGGUUUUGUUUGGCGAUUCCCUCACGCAAGGCUCGUUUCGUGAUGGCAGAUGGGGCGCCGCUCUCUCCCACCACCUCUCUCCUUCGGCGGAUGUGGUGGCUCGAGGUUACAGCGGCUACAACACGCGGCAGGCGCUGAUGGUGAUCCAUCGGGCCAUGGAAGGCGUCGAUUCUCCAGCCGCCUUUACCGUCUUCUUCGGCGCGAACGAUGCGGCUCUCCCAGAUCGGAGCGCAGCUUCCGUGCACGUGCCCCUCUUUGAGUACACCAAUAACCUGCGUGCCAUCUGCGCUUUCAUAAAGGCAAAAUGGCCUUCGACUUUGGUGAUUCUUAUCACACCGCCGCCGAUCGACGAAGAAGGUCGUCUCCGAUUCCCUUACGGAAACAGAUCAGGAUUACCGGAAAGAACCAACUUGGCCGCGGGAACUUACGCAGGAGCGUGCAUUUACGUCGCCAAACAACUUGGCCUCCCCGUCAUCGACAUAUGGACGAAGAUGCAACAAUUUUCAAACUGGGAGAAGGCAUUUCUGUGGGACGGAUUGCACUUCACCGAUCUUGGAAACCAUUUUCUGUUUCAGGAGGUGGUUAAGGCACUCAGGGACCAUGGAGUUGUUGAUUAUUGACUUACUUUGGUUAACUCAUUUUUAUAUUUUGAGACUUGUUUUCAUCCGUAGAUUGUGUUGAUCGAAGAUCAAGUGUAUAUAUAUUACAAAAGUGAUGAACGGUAAUUGCUACAAUGCAUUGUUAUCAAUGUUAAUCAAAAUUGAAGUGUUAAUGCA